AUGUAUACUACAGUAUCAGUUUCUGUAUAAGAAUUUAGAGGAAUUCGAACAGCCUCUACUGCUGGAACUUCAAGUUAUAGAGACUUUUAAAGAUUACCUGCUACUAAAACUAAUUAUAAAAGAUAAUAUUUGAAAGGAGCAUCUAAUCGCGUAAAAUCAUUAAAAGAGGAAUCUCAUUUUGUUUAAUUGUGGAGUGAUCGAAAAUCAAAUGAGAAAAUAUUUAAAUUUAAUAGAUAAGACUAACUAUUAAAUUAUAGAAAUUUACAUUUAAACAAGUUAUAGCCAAUAUAAAAUCAAGAACAAAAUCUCGAAAAUUAAUAACAUUAAGAAUAAUAUAAUAAAUCAUAGAUUAUAUCUCCAAAUAAUAAUUUAAGAAGUUCUGCUAUUUAAUUAGUCACUGAUUAGAAGAAUUAACUAAUAGAACUAAUUUAUAAUUCAUAAUCAGUGAUUACAUAAUAAAAGAGAUCUUCUUCUCAUUAAUAAAAAACAGAAGGUUUUUAAAAUAUGAAAGUACCUACUUAAAUUACAGUACCAUCACCAAAAACAAUGAAACAUCCACCUUAAAUUUUAGGUUAAUUAAAUAUUUUAAACAGAAAUAAGAAUGAUCUUUUUAUAAAAAGUACUCAACUUACAUCUUAUGGUUCUCUAAAAAUAACUACAUAAGAAGAAAGAUAAGGAAUUCCUCCUAAACCAAAGAUUCCUACUUCUUUGGAUGGUGCAAAGAAAUUCUUAAAAUAAUUUAUUUGA
Paramecium sonneborni is the source of this 747-nucleotide messenger RNA. Lineage: Eukaryota; Ciliophora; Oligohymenophorea; Peniculida; Parameciidae. The record is from the annotation of a GenBank genome assembly.